CCUGCAUUGCUUUGCUGUAACAGUAGCGGUGAGCAGUGGAGUAGGAGUAACGCCGGGUCAAAGGAUACACAUUGCAACUAUGUUACAGUGCAGGGCAGUAUGGCAGAAACUAGCGCCGUUGAGCAGGGCAUCGUCUGCACUAGUGAGGAGUAGCGUCAACAGGCGAGUUUUCAAGCCUUACAAAAUGCCUCCUGUAGGACCCUCAACAGGGUGUUUGAUGUCCACAGGUGUGUCAAGGAACAGCAACAACAAUCUCAUGUACUUCAUCAUUGUUGGUGGAACCUUCAUUGGGGGAAUUGCAUAUGUAUACGUUACAAUACAAGGAGAUAAAGAAAGGUACAAUGAACGAGUAGCACAGUUAAUGUCAACUUCCAGUGUAGAACGGAAACAUGAAGAAUUGUCAACCAAAGGUGAGAAAGAAGGCGAGGCAGCAACACCAGAAGCAUCGGCAGUUGAGCCAGUCAGUGUCAGACCAAGCAUCCCAUCACAUGCUCCUUAUCUUCUGAUUGGUGGAGGCACUGCAUCAUUUGCAGCAGCUAGAUCUAUCCGUGCACGAGAUCCUGGAGCAAGGGUUCUUAUCAUUACUGAAGAGCCAGAUUUGCCGUACAUGCGGCCACCUCUUUCAAAAGAGCUUUGGUUUUCGGAUGACUCCAGUGUUACCGAAACACUGAAAUUUAAGCAGUGGAAUGGAAAAGAAAGGAGUAUUUACUUCCAGCCCCCUUCUUUCUAUGUUAGUCCUCAAGACUUGCCUUUUGUGGAGAAUGGAGGAGUGGCAGUGUUGACUAGAAAAAAAGUUGUACAUAUGGAUGUCAGAGGGAACAAAGUAAGACUAGACAAUGAUGUGGAAAUAACAUAUGAUAAAUGUUUAAUAGCAACAGGUGGAAUUCCACGUAAUCUUCCAGCACUUGAAAGAGCCGGAGAAGAGGUACAAAAGAGGACAACUCUAUUUAGGAAGAUAGAAGAUUUUAAAUCAUUGGAAAAGAUUUCAAGAAAUGUGAAGUCUGUUGUAAUCAUUGGUGGUGGAUUUCUGGGUAGCGAAUUGGCUUGUGCUUUGGGAAGACGUGCACAAAAUACGGAACUUGAAGUGAUCCAGAUAUUUCCAGAGAAGGGAAACAUGGGUAAAAUUCUCCCGGAAUACCUCAGCAACUGGACAACUGAGAAAGUAAGAAAAGAGGGGGUUAAUGUCAUGCCCGCUACCGUUGUGAAAUCUGCAAAGUAUAAAGAUAAUAAAGUUGUUCUGCAGCUGAAGGAUGGCCAAACAAUGAAAACUGAUCAUGUCAUUGCUGCAGUGGGACUUGAACCUAGUGUGGAGUUAGCAAAGUCAGCAAGGUUGGAGGUGGAUUCUGACUUUGGUGGAUUCAGAGUGAAUGCAGAACUACAAGCACGUUCAAAUAUAUGGGUGGCUGGAGAUGCUGCUUGUUUUUAUGACCUUAAGCUGGGCAGGAGGCGUGUGGAACACCAUGAUCAUGCUGUAGUGAGUGGCAGAUUAGCUGGAGAAAACAUGACUGGAGCUGCAAAGCCUUAUUGGCAUCAGUCCAUGUUUUGGAGUGACUUGGGCCCUGAUGUGGGAUAUGAAGCAAUUGGCAUUGUCGACAGUAGUUUACCCACUGUGGGAGUGUUUGCCAAGGGAACUACAAAAGACACCCCCAAAGCAGUGACAGAAAUGUCUGGUACGGGAAUCCGAUCGGAAAGUGAAACUGAAAAAACUGCUACUUCUGUAAGUGUGCCUGUUAGUGCCAGCGCCAUUGCUCAUCCCCCUGUGGAAGGCGAGGACUAUGGAAAAGGAGUCAUCUUCUACUUGAGAGAGAAAGUAAUUGUGGGAAUUCUUUUGUGGAAUAUUUUUAACAGAAUGCCUAUCGCCAGAAAGGUCAUUAAGGAUGGUGAAGAACAUGAUGAUCUCAAUGAAAUUGCAAAGCUGUUCAACAUUCAUGAAGAUUAAAAUGACCAGAGUUUAACUGUGUAUAUAAGAGUCUAGAUUUUUUUAAAAUAAAACUGUAAACACUUUUUGUGCAGGAAAUCAGGAGCUUGAAUUCUCAGAAUGUAAGUAAUAUUUUGUGAAUUUUCACAUUAUGUAAAAUUUGACCGAUUUGUACCAUGUGCACAGUGAUUAAGAUUUUCUGAACUAAAUAUUAAAAUAAUGUAAAAGCAAUGUUUAAAAAUUCUUAAUUUAAAAAUACUGUGGAUUUUAUUCAGUUGUGUUUUCAGAUGCUGGGGCUAACCAACUGCUAUUUACUGAUAUUAAGUGGAGAUAAAAUUUGGACUGAUUGUCAGGAAGAAUUGGCUUACUGAAUAGUUCAACAUGAAUUGUUUCAUAUUGUUGGAAGAUAUAUUCUCUGAUUUACAUCUAGAAAUAAUGGUGUCACCCAUGAGCAUGAUGUUUGUUUCUCUGAAAUUGAUUCAGCCAGCUGCAAAAGCUAUAAAUUUGGAAAAACUGAAUAGCAUGUAGGAAAGAAGCAGGAGAACGUACUGAUAAUUUUCAUCAAGUUACCAUAUUUCUCUGGAAUUGGCUCCAUUGAGCACUUACUUUUAUUUGCAAUGAUCUUUCUCAGUCUCUGAUAUUUAUUGUUUUCAAUUUUGAUGUUUCUUAUUCUGGAUUUUGAAAUAGGUGGCAUUCAGAUGACAUUACUUGCUUUGAUUAUUGAAGAAAACGGACAAUCUCAUACUUGGUUGUGUUCUUGAAAGCAGAAACAACUGAGUGACAUUAGAGCACCUUUAUAUUUUCACUAGAAAUUCCUGCAGCAAAAAUGUCUUCACUAACAGUUCUUUCAAUCUAAACUGUGUGGCCACAAGAGGGACCGAACUCUUUCCUUUUCCAUGGAUUCAGCUUACCCUGUUUCUGGUAUUCUCUAUUUUUGUUUUCAGCAUCUGCAACAGGUAAUUUUUGUUUCAGCAAAAACUAAAUCAUGGAAGUGUGGGAACAAGUCAGUUUGGAAGGAAAUGGUUUGUCUCCAUUUUAUGCCCAUCAUGCUAAACAGAAUAAUGUAAAUAUACUCCUGUUUGAAGUCCAGAAAAAAAUUGAUUCCCACUAUCCCCAAUUUGCCCUUAAAAUCACUCACCCCUCUCUCUUUAAAGGCAGAUCUGCCAAAAUUUGAACCUGGGAACUUUUGUGGUCUCUGGAGUUUUGGUGAGAGUGUGGAACUCCAGUUGCCCUGAAUUCACCUGUGCUUGUGCUCCUGCACUAGGGCAGAAAGUUUCACUUGAUGCAUUCAUACUUAAAGUGGAGCCUGAAACCACAAGAUCUUGGAGCUAGCUGCUUGGAAAUCAUCUUAUUCAAUAAAUUUUUAGGCACAUAUUGCUAAAUUGUUCAGGUAAACUGCAGAACUCCAUUCACAGGAUACCAAGUUGAGCGAUCAGCAUUUUCAAGGUUUAUAGGAUAGUAUUUAAAUGAGGAUCUUUACUCAUUAAAGAAAAUGUUGAUAAUGGAGACAGUUUUUCAUUUGUUCCAUAUGUUGAUUAUGUUCAGAAUCAGGUUUAAUAUCACUAAUGUAUGUCGUGAAAUUUGUUAACUUGCGGCAGCAGUGCAAUGAAAUGCAUGAUAAAUAUAGAGGGGAAAACACUGAAUCACAGUAAGUGUGUGUGUGUGUCUCUGUUAAAUAGUUAAGUUAAAAUAUGUAGUGCAAACGUAACAGAAAUAAGAGGUAGUGAGGUAGUGUUCAUUGUUCGAUGUCCAUUUAGAAAUCAGGUGGCAGAGGGGAAGA
Molecule: messenger RNA, 3698 nt
Organism: Mobula hypostoma (lesser devil ray)
Lineage: Eukaryota; Metazoa; Chordata; Chondrichthyes; Myliobatiformes; Myliobatidae
Gene: aifm1
Product: apoptosis inducing factor mitochondrion associated 1
Exons: 17
Coding region: 80-1939 (619 amino acids)
Biological process (GO): mitochondrial respiratory chain complex assembly; apoptotic process
Cellular component (GO): cytoplasm; mitochondrion
Molecular function (GO): protein dimerization activity; NAD(P)H oxidase H2O2-forming activity; FAD binding
Source: RefSeq, a predicted model, not a curated record